AUGAGCUUCUCAGUAUCACCAAUGAACCUAAGCUUCGAAUCGAUUAAUUCUCUUGCAAUUAACAACACUUACCACUACAACAAUAGCAACGAAUUAUACAACAACGAAAGCACCAUCAAUGCAUCUUCUUACCACUCCACAAAUACCCACAACAACAACUAUCACAUAAUCAACAAAAUGCUGGAAAUACACAAUACCAGCACAGCUCUGCUGAAUGCCACCAAUCCAAGCCUAACCAAUUCGGAGUAUGAGCAAUUCGAGGAAAUGGAUGAACUAUCACCAGAAUUGCGAAAUUUCGUACGCAUUGUUGUACCCUUCUGUUUUGGCAUUUUUGCGCUGACCGGCUUCUUUGGCAACACACUUGUCAUACUGGUCGUUGUCUUCAAUCAGCAAAUGCAUUCCACAACAAAUCUGCUGAUCGUCAAUUUGGCUGUGGCCGAUCUGCUGUUCGUUGUUCUCUGCAUACCGUUCACUGCAACCGAUUAUAUAACCGAGUAUUGGCCCUUCGGUGAUAUAUGGUGUCGUUCGGUGCAAUAUUUGAUUGUGGUAACCGCAUUUUCCAGCAUCUAUACGCUGGUACUGAUGUCGAUCGAUCGUUUUUUGGCUGUUGUGCAUCCGAUACGUUCACGCCAAUUGCGCACCGAGAAGGUGACAAAGAUUGCAAUUGCAAUGCUGUGGGUGAUUAUUCUAACGAUUUCCACACCAGUGGCGUUGGUGCAUGGCUUAGCGGAAUUGGAACCAUAUCCGAAUGUCACCUACGUAUUUUGUACAUUUUCGGAAAACAAUACGCUCAUCACCCUAAGCAACUAUCAAAUAAUAUUUUUCGCCGGCUCCUAUCUGCUGCCGCUAAUGGCAAUCAGUGGUCUAUAUGUGCGUAUGAUUAUGCGUCUUUGGCAUCAGGGUAAUGGCGUACAAAUGUCAGUGAAAUCGCAGCGUGGCCGCAAACGUGUUACACGUCUAGUUGUGGUUGUGGUUGUGGCAUUCGCUUCACUUUGGCUGCCCGUACAGUUGAUUCUGCUGUUAAAAGCGCUCGAGGUGUAUCAUUCGAAUACGAAAACCAAACUUUUGCUGCAAAUCAUCGCUCAAACGCUGGCCUACAUGAGCUCGUGCAUAAAUCCCGUAUUGUAUGCCUUCCUCUCGGAUAAUUUUCGCAAGGCUUUCUAUAAGGUGAGUAUAUAUAAAUACUUAUAUAUGUAUGUACAUUAGACCACCUCAAAAAUAAAAAAUAAA
This is a messenger RNA of Rhagoletis zephyria (snowberry fruit fly), 1230 nucleotides long. RefSeq names its product Allatostatin A receptor 2 (gene AstA-R2). Gene Ontology annotation, cellular component: plasma membrane. The record is from RefSeq and is a predicted model, not a curated record. Gene Ontology annotation, biological process: G protein-coupled receptor signaling pathway. NCBI's taxonomy places the organism in Eukaryota, Metazoa, Arthropoda, Insecta, Diptera, Tephritidae. Gene Ontology annotation, molecular function: G protein-coupled receptor activity.